Messenger RNA from Australozyma saopauloensis, 1998 nucleotides. RefSeq lists its product as uncharacterized. Lineage: Eukaryota; Fungi; Ascomycota; Pichiomycetes; Serinales; Metschnikowiaceae. The record is from RefSeq and is a predicted model, not a curated record. The coding region runs from base 1 to 1998 and encodes 665 amino acids. The transcript has a single exon.
AUGAGUUUUUACAUCGUCCCCACGAUGCUGUAUCAGCAACAGCAAAAGGUCAAGCAGAGUAAAUCCAAGAAGAAUCCAAGCCGCAGGUCGAGCAAAGGUUCUAUUUCCAUUACACCUGACACAACAUCUAGGAGUUCCAAGUCACAUUCAAGGGUUUCCUUUACGGAGCUAGAUGAACACUCAUUAGCAGAAGAGACAGAAGUUUUGAGUCAAAAUGAGUCAAUUGGAAAUCCCGUUAGAGCAGAACACAGGUCAGAGAGUUUAUCAGGUGGAAUGAUGAGUCUGCGUUCAGUUAAAAGUAUACUCGACGAAAGCUCCGCGAAAUCUGCACACCCAGGCUCUGAAUACGAGAAUCUGCUCGUCCAUCCUCUAAAUCCCUCAAAAACUGUUUACGAUUUUGUGCCUUUUUUCGAUCUUGAGCUACUUAAUAGUGAGGAAGGCUUGACAGGAGUAUUCUAUAAGCCAAAAUUCUUGAGUCUGCGAUUUCAAGCCUUUUUAGAGAGUUUAAGUGAUCAUCAAGUGAGUGAUCCCAUUAAUUUCGCGACCAUAAGGUUUCAUUCAUUACGAAAGUUCAUCAAUCGUCACAAACCUUCCCUAACAGAAAGCUUCGACGACGAAUCACUAGAAAACAGUGACCAGCACCAUCAUGAAGCACUUAUAUCUUUUGAACUACUCCGAUGCCGUGAUUUCCUAAGGAAGAUUAUCAUUCAGGAGUUUGGUAGAGAAGAUUGGUAUCCUAGUGAAGAAAUUAUCCAAAGCAACGUCACAAACUACAUCCGUUACCUCUUGAUAUUACCCCAGGCAACUGAGAAUGAGAUUGUGUCAUUUGACGAAAAUUUGAAACAGCACUAUCGCUUUAAACGAUUCUUCUCAGCUAUGGCCAUAAAAUUGAAUUCUUCCAGAAAGGGUGAAUUCAUGAAUGAAAUGUCUGUUGCAGAUCAAAGUCAACAAGCGCUAAUCACUGCAGCUAUAAAGAUCACAAAUGAAUUCAAUCUUUUGGAAUGCUACUUGUUUCACAUCAUGGUAAAAUUGACGAACGGAUUUUUAAUCGACUACCGACUCACAAAAUACCUCUACGGGUUGCACAAGCUCAACAUCAAACUUGAGAAAAAAGAAUCAUUGAAAGUUCUUAUAUUUAAUCGAAAGUACAGUCGGCAGUACUCUUGGUUCUUAGCGGUAACCCUCCCAUUUUUGAGAAUUAUCGAAACAAAUGUUUGCUGUGACCAAUACUUAGCAGAUGAAGGAGCUCUAAACCCCUCUAUUCUUCCUGAAAAAUAUCAAGAAAGCUCUAAAUAUUUGAAAUCUAGUGAUGAAAAGCUCUGGAGAGAGUUUUUUAGCAAAUUGAAUCUUGGAACCUUCGAAGAGUUUGUUAACAAGACUAGCAAAGAUUUAGCUUCCCUUCAGACUGAGGAUGCGGCCUCUAAUCAACCAAAGAUGUCUCAAUCAGAGCAUAACAGACCAAUUCUUAAGCCAUGCAAUUUCGAAUACUACACAAAACCGCUUACUUUCUUAGCUUCUGAAUCAUUUCAUGUUAUCCAAAGCAGAGAUCUCAGUUACCAGUUGACUACUCACAACUAUAAAGUGGUUCUCCGUCAAUUACAUCGCCUACUUAAAAUUGGUGGUAUCUUAGAGCUACCAUUGUUCCGCUCUGGUGAUGCCUCAAAUGGUUCAAUUCCUCAAGGAUCUGUCACAACAUUUCCUAACCCGUCUACUUUUAUGGGCUUAGAAAUAAAGGACAACUUAAGUCUCAUACCACAAUUUCUCGAAGUGUUGCUUCAAGAGCUCAGCACUUUAUUUGGACCUAAGAAUAUCAAGUUCUCCUCUUCUAUGCUCAGUAACCAUCAAAAUGUGAACAAUUUUUUAAUUCAUUGGACAGCUUUGUCUGUUUAUGAGAUGUUUGGCCAGAUUGAUAAGCUAUGUGAGCAAUUCAACAAAUUUGAAGAGGAACAUAAGGUUUGUUGCCACUACUACUUUUAUAUUCAAGCUGAAAAAGUCUAG